Halichondria panicea is the source of this 1415-nucleotide messenger RNA. Its product is annotated as neurotrypsin-like. Gene Ontology annotation, cellular component: membrane. The record is from RefSeq and is a predicted model, not a curated record. NCBI's taxonomy places the organism in Eukaryota, Metazoa, Porifera, Demospongiae, Suberitida, Halichondriidae. Gene Ontology annotation, molecular function: protein-lysine 6-oxidase activity. The coding region runs from base 146 to 1309 and encodes 387 amino acids. The transcript has 6 exons. Gene Ontology annotation, biological process: peptidyl-lysine oxidation; collagen fibril organization.
AGCUGAGCUAGCUAUAAAAAGGAGGAUGGGCUAAAAUGAGAUACGCCCCCCCUCCUCUGCAUGCCAGCCAUGGCUUUCCUGUAUAUAUAGCCAAUUUCAGUUUGUAAAGUUUCACAACACACCAGAAGUCUGCUCUACCUACAGAAUGGUGAUGAGGAUAAUAUUCAACAUUGCUGUAGUUUUAACCUUUCAGUGUGUUUGGACAGUCAGUUUCUGUUUUGCAACUGAACCUGAACUGUGCAGAAAUCUACUGAUUGGCUACAGUCAUCUAGCGAGUGUGAGGCUGGCUGGCUUCAACUCGUCCAUGGUUGGCUACUUGGAGGUGUGCAGAGAUGGAGGGUGGAGGACUGUCACUGUCACCAGUGGAGAAUGGGGGAGAAAAGAAGCCACAGUCGUGUGCAAAGAGUUGGGCUUUCUGGAUGCAAUCUCGUUCUCUCACAUUGAAGGGCGCAGCUUGGUGAUUCGAUCAUGGUCUCACUUUGCGAGUGUGGAUUGUACUGGAACAGAACGCCGAUUGUCAGGCUGUUCCAUUAAGGAGGAGAGGAGAAGUAGCCCAACAGCUAGGAACUUAAUGGACCAGGUUCUUGUGUUGUGCAAUAAAAGUCCUGUAUUGGGAACCAUUCGAGUGGUAGGUGUCAACUCCAACAGUAACGAGGGAAUACUAGAAGUGUAUCACACGCAUCCGUCCUACAAAUGGUCAACAGUGUGCGGGAGUGAGUGGACAGAUGCUGAUGCCACUGUUUCCUGCCAACAGAUGGGAUUCUCUACAGGGAAAAGCAAGCUGUUUAGUUUUGAUAACAGUGGCAGGGAUUUGCCUGGAAAGCGUUACGAUAAUUUUGAGUGCAAUGGUACAGAGAAUACCUUACUGGAAUGCCAGCACACCGGUCCUUAUGCUUACAGAUGUCAAUCUGAACUCUAUGCAGGCGUUCACUGUCAAGGAGACAAUUCAAGGGAUUCACAAAUUACACUCUAUGCUGCUCUUAUUCUAUUGUCAGUGGCUCUACUGGUGAUUCUCAUGCUCACAAUUAUCGUGAUACUUAUUUGCAUGGCAAGAAAGAUAAAGAAGAAGAGACUGUCCCAACACCGAGGGUUUGACAAUCCUCUCACAAAUGCAGUCUACCCUCUACACUAUCCAGACAUCAUUAAUCUCUCUCCUCCUCCCACUUACGAUGAGACUAUUUUCAAUAACGCAGCUCCCUCAGAAACUAUGACUACUGCAAUAUUGCUGACACAAGAUGAAGAUGCUUCCAGUGAGGAGAUGAGUGAAGAGAAUGCUGAAGCUGUCAGUGCUGACUCUACUGAAGCCUAAAUCUCAUCAGAAUCGCUCUCUCCCAAACUCUAGUAUACAUUUAUUAUUGUUUCUUAAAUCAUUUCUUAUAUUAUAUGAAGCGUUGCAAGCAGUGCAAAUCAAUAAA